GAGAGUAGUAGGCCUCUGGGCUGUUGCGCGAGCAGAUUGCUUGGUUAGGUGCUGUUUAGCGUGUGCGGUACGAACGCUGUAUUGUGCUUACUAGCAAAUUUUGGAAUGCCGUUUAAGAACAGUUUUUCAACAGGGCAACACUGUGCUGUUUACGGUUGUAGCAACAAUCAAAAGAAGAGGAAUGCUGCAAGAAAACAGUUGUGCGGCACGCACAACGUGGUGCAAGAAGUGUGCGGCUGUAACAUCUAUUUGUUGCAUAGGUUUCCCGCUGAUGUGGAUUUGAAGAGACAGUGGAUCGCAGCAGUGAAUAGAAAAGAUUUCUUCCCUUCGUCAUCGUCACGCGUGUGUUCUAUGCAUUUUGUUGACGGCAAGCGCAGCGAUCAAAACCCUGUGCCUGUGCUUCGUCUCGGAUACGAGAGAAAGGUGCUUAAAGGACGACGAUGUCUAGUAAAUUACGACAGUCAACUGUCAAAGAAAAAGAAUCCUGAGGCAGUUCAUGCUGCUCUUUCUGGGGACCAGGACACAUGCAGUGAGCAGCAGGACUCACACGACACAGGCAGUGAUUCUGGGGAGCAGGACACUGGCAGUGAGCAGCAACACUCGCAGGACACAGGCGGUGAACAGAAGGAACGGAAUGCAAGUCUAAAUGCUGCAGCACUGGAAAACCACAACCGAGUGACAAAGAAGUGACAAGCACAAGGCGCAUUGCAUCUGUUCGAAUUCAUGUCAAGCGUGCAAUCAACAGGAGUAAGACUUACAGGAUCUUUAAGCAAGCACUUCCCAUAUGGUCAAAGAAAACCAUUAGUAACAUGGUAUUUGUGUGUGCAGGACUCUGCAACAUGAAGUCCGAAUUAUCAAGAAGCCAAGUGCUUAGGAAAAAUAAACAGACUUGCGUGUA
Dermacentor silvarum is the source of this 898-nucleotide messenger RNA. RefSeq lists its product as uncharacterized. The record is from RefSeq and is a predicted model, not a curated record. NCBI's taxonomy places the organism in Eukaryota, Metazoa, Arthropoda, Arachnida, Ixodida, Ixodidae. Gene Ontology annotation, molecular function: sequence-specific DNA binding. The transcript is spliced from 4 exons. Bases 106 to 690 code for a protein of 194 amino acids.